Anisakis simplex (herring worm) is the source of this 597-nucleotide messenger RNA. NCBI's taxonomy places the organism in Eukaryota, Metazoa, Nematoda, Chromadorea, Rhabditida, Anisakidae. The record is from the annotation of a GenBank genome assembly.
AUGAGAUUGAUCCUGGACUGCGGUUUGGAUUUAAUGCGACGGCUACCACCGCAACAAGUCGAGAAGAAUCUGAACGAUCUGAUAGAUUUAUGCCCUCGAUUGCUAGACGAUCUGUUGAGCGCUGUGGAUCAACCGCUGAAAAUAGCUAAAGACAAAGAUACUGGAAAAGAAUAUCUUUUGUGUGAUUACAACCGGGAUGGUGACAGUUAUAGAUCACCAUGGUCGAACACCUAUGAUCCACCACUAGAAGACGGAGCGAUGCCGUCGGAUAAACUACGAAAACUUGAAGUUGAGGUGAACGCAGCCUUCGAGGCAUAUAGAGAUGCAUAUUUCGAGGGUGGCGUAUCAUCGGUCUAUUUCUGGGAUUUAGAUUACGGUUUUGCUGGCGUUGUGCUGAUCAAGAAAAUCGGUGAUGGUUCACGUAUGAUUAAAGGUUGCUGGGAUUCCAUUCAUGUCAUCGAGAUUCAAGAGAAGGUGCGUUCGUUCUUUAAAAAAGUUUUCAUUUUGAUAUGGCAUAUAAAAAUUACGUGUUUACUUACGCGCAGGCAUAAGUCCUUAUUGGAAAUUGAGGCUGGGAUCCUACUGAAAAAGCUGUGA